AUUGAUAACAAGCAAGUAUUAGUAGCUGGUGAUCCAGAAAAAGAACAUAUAGCAUUGGUAGAGAAAUACGGUGGUAUACCAUAUCAUCCAAAUCAAAUUACUCAUGCGGAUGAAUUAGCCAAAACAUUGGACGUACAAGCGAUGUCUGUGAAGAGUACUGUAUGA
Loa loa (African eye worm) is the source of this 165-nucleotide messenger RNA. RefSeq lists its product as hypothetical. The record is from RefSeq and is a predicted model, not a curated record. The transcript is spliced from 2 exons. The annotation marks the transcript as partial. NCBI's taxonomy places the organism in Eukaryota, Metazoa, Nematoda, Chromadorea, Rhabditida, Onchocercidae.